Messenger RNA from Styela clava, 3854 nucleotides. RefSeq names its product hephaestin-like protein. Lineage: Eukaryota; Metazoa; Chordata; Ascidiacea; Stolidobranchia; Styelidae. Gene Ontology annotation, biological process: iron ion transport. The record is from RefSeq and is a predicted model, not a curated record. Gene Ontology annotation, molecular function: oxidoreductase activity; protein binding; copper ion binding. Gene Ontology annotation, cellular component: plasma membrane.
AUAAAAAUUUAGUCAUGUUUAAACCCAAUUUUGUCUUCGCAAUUUUAUUGGCAUUCAUAUCAUCCCACACUGCACAUUGCAUUGCUAGAAUUUACUAUGUGGCAAUUGAAGAAAUUGAAUGGGAUUAUGCACCUUCUGGUAAAAAAGCGAAAGAGGGAGUUAUGCUGGAUGACGAUGAGGAUGCGUCAGUUUUCACAAGUUCUGGCAGGACACGAAUCGGCCGGGUUUAUAAAAAAGCUGUAUUCCGCGAAUAUGAAGAUACAACAUUUUCUACCAAAAGUCCAAGAGAAGAACACUGGGGAAUCAUUGGCCCGCCACUCAGAGCCGAGGUUGGUGAUUUGAUGAUUGUACACGUCAAGAAUAACGCAUUCCGUGAAUACAGUAUGCAUCCACAUGGCGUGUUUUACAACAAAACCGACGAAGGAGCUGUUUAUUAUGACAGGGUCGCAGCAGUUAACAAAAUGGGAGAAAAGAUUCGCCCUGGGGAUAUGUUUAUAUAUCAAUGGAACGUGACAGAAUCGUUUGGGCCGACCAAGGACGAUCCUGAUUGUAUUACCUGGGCAUAUCAUUCUCAUGUCCAAUCAGAUAAAGAUACCAAUUCGGGACUGGUUGGGCCGAUAUUAAUAUGUAGAAGCGGUUCACUUGGGGAAGGCGGGAGACGACUAGACGUUGACCGUGAAAUGUUUCUACUUUUUACUGUUUUUGAUGAAAACGAAAGUUGGUAUCUUAACGAAAAUAUACAGGCGUACGCAUCUGAGCCAGCGUCAGUUGUUAUUGACGAUGAAGAUUUUCAAGAAAGUAAUAAAAUGCACGGAAUCAAUGGAAAAAUGUACGGAAAUUUGGGUGGUCUGUUUAUAUGCCAGGGAGAUCGCGUUGGUCUGCAUUUAUUUGGCGUUGGGACUGAGGUUGACUUACAUACCGUGCAUUUUCAGGGACAAACGAUAAUAUCUCAAGGUCACAGGCAAGAUACACUAAAUAUAUUUCCUGGAGUGUUUACUACCGCGAUAAUGGCUGCCGAUCAUGCUGGGAAGUUCAAAUUACUCUGUGAAAUAAACGAUCACCUAUCAGCUGGAAUGUCAUCUAUAUUGAUCGUCGAUAAAUGUGGCCGCGAUCAGAAAAAUUAUGACUUCACAGGAAAUGUUCGGAAUUAUUACAUUGGUAUAGUCGAAAAAGAUUGGAAUUAUGGCCCACUUGGUAUGGAUACCAAAGGACACUCAUUACUUUCAAACAGUUCUGACUCCGAGACUUUCUUCAAACGGGGCCCAGAGCGGAUUGGAGGUGUCUACAAAAAAGCAAUUUUCUAUGAAUAUGAAACGUCAGAACUCUUAGCCAAGAAAGAGAAGCCUUCGUCAUUUGGAAUCCUGGGCCCCCUUAUUGCAGCAGAAAUUGGCGAAACUGUUCACGUAACGCUUAAAAACUUUGCUAACAAACAGGCUUAUAACAUUGAACCACACGGAGUAUUUUUCACUGACGUUACUUCUUUGGGACCGGGACAAAUUCACACUUACAAAUGGACAAUUCCGGAAAGUGUUUCCCCUACAGAUGUAGAUGGAGAUUGCUUAUUUUAUCUGUACUUUUCCUCUGUUCAUCCUGCAAAAGACACCAACUCGGGUCUAGUUGGUCCAUUGCUAGUUUGUCGGAGAGGAACUCUUGCAAGGAAUUUGAGGAGAAAAUCUCAAUAUCUUUUAUUCACGGUAUUUGAUGAAAACCUAAGCCAUUAUCUCGACGAAAAUAUACAAAGAUUUACUUUAAAUCCAGAAUUGGUCGACAAAGAUAAUGGGGACUUCCAAGAAUCCAACUUGAUGCAUGCGAUUAAUGGUUUGAUGUACGGAAGUUUAGAAGUGAAUUUUUGUCAAUACUCGGAGACUGAUAUUCAUGUGAUAGGACUUGGGACAGAGGUUGAUAUGCAUUCAAUGUAUUUGGGAGGACUACUGUUUAAAUACAGAAACGAGUGGACAAACGUUUUGAGCAUUCUUCCCCAUACUACUGCUUCAACGACUGUGAAACCAAACACCUUAGGUGCCGAGGAACUAUCAUGCGCGGUAUUCGACCAUCUUCUUGGAGGAAUGUACACUAAUUACACAGUGAUAGACUGCGGGAUUCAAUCCGAACAAGAAACUUAUGUAUCUGAUGGAAUCACAAGAACGUAUUACGUGGGUGCUGUUGAUGAAAUAUGGGAUUACAUGCCAUGGAAGGAAGAAAAUCUGGAUCACGAUUUGUCAGCGUUUACAGAGCAAAAGAAUCGGUCAUCCAUCGGGACAAAAUAUUGGAAGUCGAUAUUUCAUGAAUACACAGAUGAUACAUUCACAACGAGGAAAACAAAACCAUUACAUCUAGGUUACUUGGGACCAGUACUAAAGGGAGAAGAAGGAGACAUAGUUAAAGUAAUAUUUCGCAACAUGGCACGCAGAAGAUACAACAUGGUACCAUGGGGUUUAUAUCCAGAACAUUUCCACGAAAAUGGUGCUGCAGCUCCCUCUACCGGAGAGACUGUUACAUACGUUUGGGAGAUUCCAAAGUUGGCUGUCCCGUCGGAGAACCAACCACCUUGCAAUGGUCACGCCUAUGUAUCAACUGUUGAUAUUGUACCUGACAUGUACACGGGAAUGAUUGGCCCGAUGCUGAUAUGCCGAAAAGGGGGAUUAUCUUCAGAUGGACUGAUGGACAAAGCUGAUGCAGAAUUUUUCUUGUCAUUUUUUGUUACGGAUGAAAACAACGGCCACUAUAUUGAUGAAAACAUCCGUCAAUUUACUGGGGCAGAUCCUGAAACUUUCGAUAAAGAAGAUGAACAGUUUGUAGAGAGUAAUCUUAUGCAUAGCAUCAAUGGUCGGCUUAAUCACCUUGAAGGACUCAAAAUGUUUGAAGGAGACCGAGUGAUGUGGCACCUGUUAGGAUUUGGGAAUGAAGUUGACAUACAUACAGUACAUUUCCAUGCGCACGCUUAUAUGCACGUAUCUGACGUCAUGCAACACGGAGAUGUAUUCACUCUAUUUCCAGGAAAAAUGGGUACAGUUGAGAUGAUAGUCGACGACGUGGGUAGUUGGUUGUUACAUUGCCAUGUAAACGAUCAUGCUGUGGCAGGAAUGAGUACAACAUUUACGGUGCUUCCUAAAAACGAUAAAAACGUUAGGCAGUUACCGUGCUCUGGCUAUAGCAGGUGGGGAAGAAUCAACAAAAUUGAAUUAUAUUGCUUUUUCGAAGACCCAGUAUCAUUGCAAACAUUUGUGCAGGACGCGAGAAAUUCUAUCCAUGUUUGCCCAACCAUCAUCAGGAAUGAACAUGUCACGUCAUGCAAGGAAGCACUGACUGUUCCUACUUCAUCGAUUUAUUACUUAAAUGUGUCAACUGACUUCAACAUGGAAGCAAACGAUUUCAGAGAUCUCAUCUCCUUAUUUACCGGAUUACGCUAUGUUUAUGCAAAUCAUAUCGGAUUGAGAUUCCUAUCUCCAACUACAUUUGUAAACGCAAAGUUACUUAUACGUAUAUAUCUAAGAAAAAACAUGAUUCGGAAUAUUCCGAAUGAAUUAUUUAACGGCCUGAAUAAGCUCCGUUUCGUGGAUUUUCAGAACAACGAUUUAGGUGGAUUGGACUUUUUGAGUGACAUUCCUGCCGGUAGCAAAGGGAAACUAAAUUUGAGAAGAAACCCCAGGCUUGGAAAAAUGCAGAGGGUCUACACGAGCAUGGGCAAUAAAUGGUCAUAGAAUGUAUUGUAUAAUUACUUUUGUUGCUGACAAAUUUUUCAACUUUCAAAAAAUAUACAUGAUUUUGGCAACCUAAGAAUUCGUUUUUUUUGUAAUGUAACAAAAAGUAUAUUUAAAGCGCGCGCUUUGAAUUCAAUCUCUAAUCAGUUAUAU